GGCGCAGCCGGAGAUCCCGGCCCCGCCGCCCGGCCCCGCUCCCGCUGAGCCCCGCGCGCCCCUCGCCCUGCAGCAUGAGCGGCGGCGGCGGCGGCUCCUCGGCACCCGGCCGCUUCGCCGACUACUUCGUCAUCUGCGGGCUGGACACCGAGACCGGGCUGGAGCCGGACGAGCUCUCCGCUUUAUGCCAGUAUAUACAGGCCUCUAAAACCCGAGAUGGUGGCAGCCGUUUCAUUUCAAGUGCAACAGAAGGGGAAAACUUUGAACAGACUCCGUUAAGACGCACAUUUAAAUCCAAAGUUCUUGCUCGCUAUCCUGAGAAUGUUGAAUGGAACCCUUUUGACCAGGAUGCAGUGGGAAUGCUGUGUAUGCCUAAAGGGCUUGCUUUCAAGACACAAGCAGAUUCCAGAGAACCUCAGUUCCACUCCUUCAUUAUUACCCGUGAAGAUGGCUCGCGGACAUUUGGAUUUUCCCUCACGUUUUUUGAGGAAGUCACUAGCAAACAGAUCUGCAGUGCAAUGCAGACCCUGUAUCAUAUGCACAAUGCUGAGUAUGACAUUCUUCACAGCCCUCCCACCAAUGACAAGGAGAGCUGCAGCAGCACUGGGGACCUCAAUGGCACCUCUGUCUCAAAGCUACAGAGAUUUAACUCCUAUGACAUCAGCAGAGACACUCUCUAUGUCUCCAAGUGCAUUUGUCUGAUUACUCCAAUGUCUUUCAUGAAAGCUUGUAAGAAAGUUCUGGAACAGCUUCACCAAGCAGUGACUUCACCUCAGCCACCGCCGCUACCUUUAGAAAGCUACAUCUACAAUAUUCUCUAUGAGGUUCCUCUUCCUCCAGCAGGAAGGUCAUUGAAGUUUUCAGGUGUUUAUGGACCAAUUAUCUGCCAGAGGCCAAGCACCAAUGAACUACCAUUGUUUGAUUUUCCUGUUAAAGAAGUUUUUGAAUUGCUUGGAGUAGAAAAUGUGGUUCAACUCUUUACCUGUGCCCUUUUGGAGUUUCAGAUACUGCUUUAUUCACAGCAUUAUCAGAGGCUGAUGACAGUGGCAGAGACCAUCACAGCACUAAUGUUUCCAUUUCAGUGGCAGCAUGUGUAUGUUCCUAUCCUUCCAGCAUCCCUCCUUCAUUUUCUAGAUGCUCCUGUCCCUUACCUCAUGGGCUUGCACUCUAAUGGACUGGAUGAUAGGUCUAAGCUGGAACUUCCUCAAGAGGCUAACCUGUGCUUUGUGGAUGUGGACAACCAUUUCAUUGAGCUGCCAGAAGAUCUACCCCAGUUUCCAAAUAAACUUGAGUUCAUUCAGGAGAUUUCAGAGAUUCUGAUGGCUUUUGGAAUUCCACCUGAGGGAAACCUGCACUGCAGUGAAAGUGCCUCCAAGAUGAAGAGCCUCAGAGCAUGUGACCUGGUUUCUGAUAAAAGAAAUGGCAACAUAGCAGGAUCACCUCUGAAUUCCUAUGAGCUGCUAAAGGAAAAUGAGACUAUUGCAAGACUCCAAGCACUUGUUAAAAGAACAGGUGUGAGUCUGGAAAAGCUGGAGGUACGAGAAGAGACCAGUAGCAAAAAGGAUCUUAAAAUCCAGUGUGAUGAAGAAGAAUUCAAGAUUUACCAGCUGAACAUUCAGAUUCGGGAAGUUUUUGCCAACCGCUUCACACAAAUGUUUGCAGAUUAUGAAGUGUUUGUCAUUCAGCCCAGUCAGGACAAGGAAUCCUGGUUUACAAACAGAGAACAGAUGCAAAACUUUGAUAAAGCUUCUUUCUUGUCCGACCAGCCUGAACCUUACUUGCCUUUCCUCUCGAGAUUCCUGGAGACCCAAAUGUUUGCAUCCUUCAUUGACAAUAAGAUUAUGUGCCAUGAUGAAGAUGACAAAGACCCUGUUUUGAGAGUUUUUGAUUCCAGGGUGGAUAAAAUCAGGCUGCUGAACGUCAGGACACCGACUCUGCGCACAUCUAUGUAUCAGAAAUGCACAACCAUCGAUGAGGCUGAGAAAUCUAUUGAAUUAAGGCUGGCAAAAAUAGAUCACACUGCAGUUCACCCACACUUGCUGGACAUGAAAAUUGGACAAGGGAAAUAUGAGCUUGGAUUUUUUCCUAAGCUUCAGUCUGAUGUUUUAUCCACUGGCCCAGCAAGCAACAAGUGGACAAAGAGGAAUGCUCCUGCUCAGUGGAGGCGCAAGGACAGGCAGAAGCAGCACACGGAGCACCUGCGGCUGGACAAUGACCAGAGAGAGCACCUGGACUUUUCCAUGUCAGAGCUUCAGUUGCAGUUAUGUUUAGACUGGGACCAGCAUGAUUGGCCCUUCAUGCCCUCUAUAAAAUCUGUGUCAGAGCAUUAUCUGAAAUACAUCCAGGAAGCCAGGAACCUGGGCAGCACCAUCCGGCAGCCCAAGCUCUCCAACCUCUCUCCUUCAGUAAUUGCACAAACAAACUGGAAGUUUGUAGAAGGCUUGUUGAAGGAAUGCAGAAAUAAGACUAAGAGGAUGUUGGUUGAGAAGAUGGGUCGAGAAGCUGUGGAGCUUGGUCAUGGUGAAGUGAAUAUCACAGGAGUGGAAGAGAACACCCUGAUAGCCAGUCUGUGUGACCUCUUGGAGAGAAUAUGGAGUCACGGUCUGCAAGUCAAACAGGAUAGAAGCUGUACUGCUUUCAUCUUAGAAGACAGAGCAUCAGUUUACUCUGCUUCAACCCAGGUUUGGGCCUUUCAGAGCAGCAGACGGCCAACCCUUCAUAAGGGAAAGUCUGCUUUGUGGUCUCAUCUGUUACAUUACUUAGAAAACAGACAAAGAAGAACCACAUCAGGCAGCUUCAGCACCUCAGGAAUACUUCUUGAUUCAGAAAGACGAAAGUCUGAUACAAGUCCAGCUAUGUCACCUCUCAGAAUCUCUCUCAUCCAGGAUAUGAGGCAUAUCCAGAACAUAAGUGAGAUCAAAACAGAUGUUGGCAAGGCCAGAGCCUGGGUUCGCCUCUCUAUGGAAAAGAAGCUGCUCUCCAGGCAUCUGAAACAGUUGCUUUCAGAUCAUGAACUCACAAAGAAACUCUACAAGCGUUACGCGUUCCUCCGCUGCGAUGAUGAGAAGGAGCAAUUCCUGUAUCAUCUCCUGUCAUUCAAUGCUGUGGAUUACUUCUGCUUUACCAAUGUUUUCACAACAAUCUUGAUACCCUACCAUAUCUUGAUUGUUCCCAGCAAGAAACUCGGUGGCUCAAUGUUCACAGCCAAUCCUUGGAUCUGCAUUUCGGGAGAACUGGGUGAAACAGGAGUCCUGCAGAUUCCCAGGAAUAUAUUAGAAAUGACUUUUGAGUGCCAGAACCUGGGAAAACUGACCACAGUGCAAAUAGGACAUGAUAAUUCAGGGCUGUAUGCCAAGUGGCUUGUGGAAUAUGUUAUGGUCAGAAAUGAAAUAACAGGGCAUACUUACAAGUUUCCCUGUGGAAGGUGGCUUGGGAAGGGAAUGGAUGAUGGCAGCUUAGAGAGAAUCCUGGUGGGAGAGCUGCUGACUUCCCACACGGAGGCUGAUGAGCGCCAGUGCCGGACCCCUCCCCUGCAGCAGUCUCCAAGCAUGAUCAGGAGAUUUGUCACUAUCUCACCAAACAAUAAGCCAAAGUUAAAUACUGGUCAGAUACAAGAAGCUAUUGGUGAAGCUGUGAAUGGUAUUGUCAAGCAUUUCCACAAGCCAGAGAAGGAGAGAGGCAGCCUGACCCUGCUGCUGUGUGGAGAAAGUGGACUUGUUUCAGCUCUGGAGCAAGUGUUCCAGCACGGAUUUAAAUCACCAAGACUCUUCAAGAACGUCUUCAUUUGGGACUUUCUAGAAAAAGCACAAACAUACUAUGAGACCCUUGAGCAGAACGAGAUGGUCCCAGAAGAGAACUGGCAGAUGAGGGCCAGGAAUUUCUGUCGCUUUAUCACUGCUAUCAACAACACCCCCAGGAACAUUGGGAAGGAUGGCAAGUUUCAAAUGCUGGUGUGUCUUGGAGCCAGAGACCACCUUUUGCACCACUGGAUCGCCCUGCUUGCAGACUGCCCCAUUACAGCCCAGAUGUAUGAGGACAUAGCCCUGAUUAAGGAUCACACGCUGGUGAAUUCUUUGAUUCGGGUGCUGCAGACCUUGCAGGAGUUCAACAUCACCCUGGAGGCAUCUCUGGUCAAAGGAAUCGACAUCUGACCUCCUGUCCCACAGGAAAAACUGUCUUUACAAACACAACAAAAAGCAACAAGGAGUGAAUCUCGUUAGUAUGCAAAAGUUCUGUCUUGCCAGUACAUUGUAUCGUGAACUCGUUCAUGGCCCAGAAAUGCAACUUUGACUUUUCUUGAAGGAAACUCCAGAAAUAGUACAGGCAAAUGGAUAGAAGCUGUAAACUCAAUGUAAAAAAGAGGAUUUUGGUAUAAAUCUAUUUUAGAGUUUAUUUGCUGAUUUGCUUUUUACACACUUUCAUGUGAAAGAGAUAGAGAUGAGUAUUGUGCAGCUUAUUUUAAAGCUGCAGUAUUUCCUUGCCAUAGAAAAUGUGCAGUGAGCCUUUCAGCAUUCUGUGAACUUGCCUUCAGAUAUGCUGUAUGUCAUAGACCCCAGUGUAUACACUCCAUUUCUGCUGAGAAGGUCAUUCUAUAGUUUUUAAACUAAUAUUUUAUAUAUUAACAUUAUUACCAAUGUUUGAUUUUUAAGGUGUUGGGUCAUGUUCUGCUGCAAGGGAACUACAGAUCUGAUCUGUGCUUUUAAUAGCUCCAAAGCACUGAUUUGUCAACAAUUAUUUUUUUCCUUUAUUUUUGUUGUCAGUAUUAUUUUUAGUGAAAUCCAGGAGACUGAACCGUGAAAUGUCCAGAGAUCAAAGUAAUAUUUUUCAUAUUGGUACGUAAUUGCACAGAAGAAGAAAUUAAGUCUGUUUUUUAACUGAUGUUUUUUAUUUAUUUAACCUAUCAUUGUGUUUUGUAAGUUUGUCUUUAAAAAAAAAAUCUUCUAUGAUACAGCUGGCUAUAUUAUGUUGCAAUUCAGAAUUUACAGUGUAGCCCACUUAAAUGAAAAACCUGGAAUAAUUGUUCAUAACACAAGAACAUUUCCACUUAAACCAGCCUUUUGAAGCUUGCUAUAUGGUUGCUGCUGGUAAUUCUCUUAACUGCUAAUAAAGAGGAGCAUGAGUUCCCCAGAUGCCAGAUGACUAAAUAAAAAUCUUUAUGCCCCAUCUGAAGUAAUAAUACCUUACUAACAAGUAUAAGGAUUUCUUAAUGUUUCUGAAAGGACAGUGAUAUUAAGGUUUUUUCUUUUCCUUUUGAGUGCAUAUGUCUUGGAUCCCAUUGUCACAGUCUGCUUCAUUUGGGAUGCUUUUGUUUCUAGCAAAGAAAGUUUAGGCCAUUUCUGCUAUGAAACACAAACAUUUUGAAAGCUUAAUUUAUUGGAGAUCUGGAACUUGGCAAAUGCCUAAAGGCAUCUCUGUUCAUUUGAAUCCUCUGAUAAAAAUCUCUUUGAAAUGAAUAUGUGACUUAAGAACAGGCUGAUUUAUCAGCAUCACAAAUUACUGUACAGAAGUUCAGGGCUGUGUAUUUAAGAGGUCUCCACUGUAUAAACUUAUCUCAGUAUUGUCUCUCUUUGGAGAAGCAGAGUCCAAAUUUUUUGGUUCAUACAAUGUUGUAGCACUUUUACUUUAUCUACAGCUUAGUCACAUCUUGUGAUAGUUUUAUUUCCAUAAUUUAUGAGUAUAGCACAUGUAUUAAAUUUUUGACUAUUUUUAAUUUUGUCCUAUUUAUUUCAUUAUUAAACUGAGAAGUUCCUUUGUCACUA
Molecule: messenger RNA, 5759 nt
Organism: Agelaius phoeniceus (red-winged blackbird)
Lineage: Eukaryota; Metazoa; Chordata; Aves; Passeriformes; Icteridae
Source: RefSeq, a predicted model, not a curated record